AUGCUACCGCAGAACCGGGAAUGUACAUGGUGGCCAGCCCUUGCGUCGAGCUUGCUUACAGCAGCAUCUCUAUUCAAAACAAGCAGCAAGGAACUAUAUAGACAACCUUUAGAAUGCCUAAUUGCAGCAUUGCCUCUCAUCAUUGUUGGCAACCUGGCUAUAACUUUAUUCAACAAUAGGAAUGGCUACGGUAGUUUGCCAUUAAUUAUCAGAUGCUUGGCCAGUGGUUUGGUUUUGACCGCUGUGAUCCACGGGUUCACUGUCCUCCUAGGAGCUUCUCUCGUAGACAAGUUCUGGAGCACGUUAUCGUUUUCAGCACUAGUUGCGAAUAUUACUGUCUUCUCUGUGGUGAAUCAGUUGGGAAUCACACAGUCGGAACUCUAUGUGCGCGUAUUCAUGCAACACCGCCCGUCAAGCAACGCAGAGGUGGCGGCAUAUAUGCAGACAAUCAGCAUCUUGAUUGGUGCUUGGCUAGGUGCUAUUGUGAUUCCAUUGGAUUGGGAGCGUCCAUGGCAACGGUGGCCUGUGUCUUGCGUACUAGGCGCCUUGCUGGGACAAGCUGUGGGAGCAGUAGGAACUAUUGUGCUGUACUUGAUGCCAGAAAGCGAAGAAGACAAACGCAAAGACGAAUAA
Umbelopsis ramanniana AG is the source of this 633-nucleotide messenger RNA. RefSeq lists its product as uncharacterized. Gene Ontology annotation, cellular component: endoplasmic reticulum membrane. Gene Ontology annotation, biological process: GPI anchor biosynthetic process. Lineage: Eukaryota; Fungi; Mucoromycota; Umbelopsidomycetes; Umbelopsidales; Umbelopsidaceae. The transcript has 4 exons. The record is from RefSeq and is a predicted model, not a curated record. The coding region runs from base 1 to 633 and encodes 210 amino acids.